Molecule: messenger RNA, 7608 nt
Organism: Numida meleagris (helmeted guineafowl)
Lineage: Eukaryota; Metazoa; Chordata; Aves; Galliformes; Numididae
Gene: BRSK2
Product: BR serine/threonine kinase 2
Exons: 20
Coding region: 1-2472 (823 amino acids)
Biological process (GO): intracellular signal transduction; microtubule cytoskeleton organization; protein phosphorylation
Cellular component (GO): cytoplasm
Molecular function (GO): tau-protein kinase activity; protein serine/threonine kinase activity; ATP binding
Source: RefSeq, a predicted model, not a curated record
AUGACAUCAACAGGGAAAGAAGGCAGCGGAGCUCAACAUGCACAAUAUGUUGGACCCUAUCGUUUGGAGAAAACCCUAGGAAAAGGACAGACAGGGCUUGUGAAGUUGGGGGUUCACUGUGUCACAUGUCAGAAGGUUGCGAUAAAAAUUGUCAACAGAGAGAAGCUCAGCGAGUCGGUGUUAAUGAAGGUGGAGCGGGAAAUAGCCAUCCUGAAGUUGAUAGAGCAUCCCCAUGUUUUAAAGCUGCAUGACGUUUACGAAAAUAAAAAAUAUUUGUACUUGGUGCUAGAACAUGUGUCAGGUGGGGAGCUCUUCGACUAUCUUGUAAAAAAGGGAAGAUUGACACCAAAAGAAGCCAGGAAGUUCUUCCGACAAAUCAUCUCUGCUUUAGACUUCUGCCAUAGUCAUUCAAUAUGCCACAGGGACUUAAAACCAGAAAACCUACUGCUGGAUGAAAAGAACAAUAUCCGGAUAGCAGACUUCGGGAUGGCAUCACUGCAGGUUGGGGACAGCUUGUUAGAAACCAGUUGUGGAUCACCACAUUAUGCCUGCCCUGAAGUUAUCCGGGGAGAAAAGUAUGAUGGAAGGAAAGCAGACGUCUGGAGCUGUGGAGUCAUUUUAUUUGCGUUGCUAGUGGGUGCCCUGCCAUUCGAUGACGACAACUUGCGGCAGCUGUUGGAGAAGGUGAAACGUGGAGUGUUCCACAUGCCACAUUUUAUCCCCCCGGACUGUCAGAACCUCUUGCGGGGGAUGAUUGAAGUGGAUGCCUCGAAACGUCUCACGCUAGAACAUAUUCAGAAACACAUAUGGUAUAUAGGGGGUAAGAAUGAGCCAGAACCAGAGCAACCAAUCCCUCGAAAGGUGCAGAUUCGUUCUCUCCCUUCCUUGGAGGAUAUUGAUCCAGACGUGUUAGAUAGCAUGCACUCGUUAGGCUGCUUCCGUGACCGAAAUAAACUCUUACAGGACUUGUUGUCGGAAGAAGAAAACCAAGAGAAAAUGAUUUAUUUUCUUCUGCUUGACCGGAAGGAGAGGUAUCCUAGUCAUGAAGAUGAGGAUCUUCCCCCUAGAAAUGAAAUAGAUCCCCCCAGGAAGCGUGUGGACUCCCCAAUGCUGAACAGGCAUGGGAAGCGACGACCAGAAAGGAAGUCGAUGGAGGUUCUCAGUGUGACAGAUGGCGGCUCCCCAGUCCCUGCUCGCAGAGCUAUUGAAAUGGCACAACAUGGACAGAGUAAAACAAUGUUCAGUAAAAGCCUGGAUAUCUCUGAAGCCAAUCCCAAAUUCAACAAAGAAGAAAGGUCUCGGUCAAUCAGCGGAGCUUCAUCUGGGCUCUCCACCAGUCCUCUCAGCAGUCCAAGGCCUAUCAGAAAGUUCUUCAUCCCCCCUCAGACCUCCGACCUCCCUUUCUCUCCCCGACCCCAAGUCUCCUUGGACCCUGAUGCUUGUAGGAACGCCUCCAGGCCUGGACAUGUACUCCAACCAAAGCCAGCACUUCAGCCCAACCCAAAGACGCAGACUUUGCCAUCCAAGAGCAAAUUGGCCGAAAAACCACUCCAGUCUACUAAAUCCAACCCACUCCCCUCCAGCAAUACCAGCGCGCCCUCUUCCCAGAACAGCCCUGUGCAGAAUGCCCAGGGCCGCUCACCUGCUGCCGGCUUUAACCCACAGCUGGCUGUUCCUAAAUUGCAGACCAACCCUAUGUCUCCUGUUAGAUUACUCCCUUCUAGUACUGACCCAAGCACCAAAUCUAUCCCCAUCAUACAGGUCACCCCUCACCCCUCUCCAAGGGGAAGUCCCCUCCCUACCCCCAAGGGGACACCUGUCCAUACGCCAAAGGAGAGCCCAGCAGGCACACCCAACCCAACACCACCAUCCAGCCCCAGCAUUGGAGGAAUGCCAUGGAGGACACGGCUCAACUCAAUCAAGAAUAGUUUCCUGGGGUCUCCUCGUUUCCAUCGCCGGAAAUUGCAAGUACCUACACCAGAGGAAAUGUCCAAUUUAACCCCAGAAUCAUCCCCAGAGCUUGCCAAAAAAUCCUGGUUUGGUAACUUCAUUAAUCUGGAGAAAGAAGAACAGAUUUUUGUGGUCAUUAAGGACAAACCACUAAGCUCCAUUAAGGCUGAUAUUGUCCACGCUUUCCUGUCGAUUCCAAGCCUCAGUCACAGUGUCAUCUCACAGACAAGUUUCCGUGCAGAAUACAAGUCCACAGGAGGUCCUGCUGUCUUCCAGAAGCCAGUGAAGUUCCAGGUGGACAUAACAUACACAGAAGGGGGAGAAGCGCAGAAGGAGAAUGGGAUUUAUUCUGUCACUUUCACACUCUUAUCAGGUCCAAGCCGUCGUUUUAAGAGGGUAGUAGAAACCAUUCAGGCACAGUUGUUAAGCACACAUGACCAGCCUUCAGUGCAGCAGUUAUCAGGUGCCUUUGCAUGCGGGAUGAUGAAAGCUACCUGUGAAAGGAGCAUGCAUGUAAGGUGAGACCUGCAGAAGGAGAAGACAAAUGAAAACAGGGUGAGAUAGAAUAGUGAGGCCUAGUAAGCGUACGGCACUGACAGUCAUUCUCUCUCCUGCUCCUCUUUGAUCUGUUAUGCAGCAUGCCAGCCCACUAAGCCGGCUUGCCUGGGUUUCAGAACACACUUUCCUCUUUCUCAUUUCCUCCAACUCACAACAGUGUUUGUAGAUGUCAUGUUGCCCAUGCAUCUGUGUGUGUGUAUGUGAGUGUGUACACAUACGUACCUGAUUUAGGCAGAUGUGUUUCUAUGUUGCACUUAAGCACCCAGUAAUCUCCCUUCCCUAUGGAUAUCCCUGCAUUCACUUCCAUUUUCCCCUCCUAAAACUGACUGUGCUUAUUUCUUCUGACAUAUUCUGAAGCAGGAAAACAGCUUCCCUCCCUUGCUGGAAUAAAUGUGUAAAUAAAUGCAAUCUAUCCCACGUGCUAAUCUAAUACUUUUUAAAGCUACUGUCCAGUUGGCCAAAUUUAGUGCAACAUAUCAGCCUUCUACCUUGAUGCUUCAGGACAUGAGAUCUUUUGCAGUGUAAGUGCUGAAAGGGCCUGCAGACUUAUGACUGGCAUAGAACAAGUAGAUAGACACUCUGUCCAGGAGCCCCAUACUCGGAAUCUGCUCUUAGGUAAUCCCCGGGCAGGACUGCCCUUUGGUGGAAAAAAGAGGGCUCUUUGGAAGGAAAAAAAUCACAGAUUUUUGCCUUUGUUUCAGCCCAGUACACUUUCCAUUAAAUCGUAAUUUGUUUUCCUCCACAACGCCUUUGCACAAAAGAGCAAUAGAAACAGCUGGUGAAUGGGGACACGCAGAAGCCAUCCGUGUUCAUUCACAGGUUAUCAAUUUUUAUUUUCUUAAUAUUUUCUUGCCUUUUUAGGCUUUGCUUUUAGGUGUGGGGUGCUGCUUAUCCCAACUUUUAACCCAUUUUCCCAUGUUUUAGGCAACCAGCAGUGCUGAAAUGCCUCUAUAACUUCUUUGUAGAAGGUUUUCUGCUUUAUUAUAUUUCUUGGCUUCAUGUCAGAUUUUAACCAUCAGCAUUUCAAAGUUCGGAGCUUCUCGGUGUUACCGCUGGAAGUGCCUUUCAUCAACAUGAACAAUUGUUUAGAGACCACAUCCAGCCUCAAAAUAGGGCAGUGCAAAUUCUUUCUGAUGGCAUGUAUCUUCUGUAUAUGCCCCUGAGCUCUCUUACUGUGCUAGUGUAUGUCUCAAAGAGAAAAAAAAAAGACGUUCAGGUGACUCAAAAAGCUUUGCUGGAGAUUUUUACUUUCUGGGUGUUCAUCUUUGUGGCUCACAAGUGCUGUGGGUUGCCAAAUAGCUACCAAAAUAAUUAGUAAGAAAUGGUUUCCAAGUCUGCAAAGGAUUUUUUAUCAUAAAGACAGAAAAAGGGAAUGUAUAAAUGCCAGUAUGGAACUGGACUGCCAUUCAGUUUUAUCUGGGGCUCGUCCAGGUCCCAGCUUAAUCUUGUUUUCUGCAUUCCUUCAUGUCUUAACCGCUCUCAUAGUGUCUGGGGCAGCACUUUGUCUUGCUCUCAUAAUUCCCACCUAUAAAAGGCACUGUGUAAUGCCUGAUUGGUUUGGUAGAGCACUGGUUUAUUUUGCUAAACAACUUCAUUAUUAUUAUUGGACAGACCUCACUACAAUUAACUGAGUAAUCCUGAAAUAAAACAUAGAAAAGGAAGUCCAAGCACUCCAGAGUUGCAUUAGAAGAACUGUGCAUUUCAAGUAGGCACCCAAACAGUGGGAAAUUCCAACCUAGGUGGUAACUGCUUUGGACCAGAGGAACUGGUGGCUCCCUCGACAUCGUUGCCUUUAAUGGAAAUGAUUACUGGGGACUGUGAGCAUGUGGCAGGGCAUGCUCAGUGCUUUGCUGGGACCUAGCCCUGCAAUUGGAGAUCUCAGGAGAGCAGUUGUUUGUGUGAGAUUUCCUGGGCUGGGACAAGUCACUGUCCCAGAGAUGUCAGAAGCAUCACAAACCAGUCUGUGUUUGAUUGUGAAAUUUGUGAGGGAUAGAAAUACAAAUUACAGAACAAAAAGAAAAUCAGGAAAGAAAAUCUGGCAGAACUCUAGGGUUUUAUAAUGGAUUCAGAGCUUGUUUGACCUUUUCAUGUUCCAGUAAGGAAGGUCUUAUUUUAACCAAAUCAUUUAUCAUCUGUUAAUGAACUGAACUGGUUGUCAUUUAUGAAAGAGUCUUGGUAAAAACUGAAGCAUGAGUGACUGCCAGCAAUUCCUGUGAAACAAGGAAUUGCCUUAUCAUCAGAUGGAUUGAGUUCUGGCGCUGCCAUCCUGCUUUAAUUAAAAAAUUAAACAGCAUACAUUAAAAAUGGAGUUCCAUGACCCAUCAGUGCUUCUCAGGGAGCUAAAUGCCUUUGGACCUUGACAUCAUUCACCUCACGUAAUACCUUGAUCCCACAGAUACUGGGUUGUUACCCAUGAGCAGAAGCCUGCUGCCAAGAAUCUAAAGCUUCCUAAUAAGAACGAAAAUUCUGCUUUAAAAUUACGAAACGUUUUGUCAUAUAGAAUAUUUAUUAAAGCAGAUGUUACAAGAUGAUGGAAAUUAAAGAGGUAUUAAAGUAAUUAUUGUUAGAAAUAAGCUAAAGGCAUAUUAACUCUGUUAGUCUCUCAGGAGAUGUGGUAUUAGCUGCUGUUUCUAGCGUGCUCAUGUUUGCUCUUCUUUACGAAUGGGGAAAAAACAGCUGAUCAUGUAUUGGGAAGACAUUACAAAUAGAAAUAAAUUGCUGUGCAUUUCUUUGGAGUGGCCAUGCCAAUACUGAGAGCACAAAUUCUAGUUGAGCAUUAACAUCCUAAGAAAGAAAAAUUAAAGGUCUUGUUAGUUGCCCUUUGAUAUUUCUUUUGGUCUCAUAUUUCAAAAGAGUUUUUAUGUUUUUUUUCUGUCCAUCAGAAACAAUUCUACAACCUACAAGAUUAGUGUUUUAGUAACAACAUGGGGUACAGAUCCCAAGAUGUUACGUUAUCAAAAAGCCUAUGUUACAGUCCUCCUUUUUCUGUUGUAGAUCUGUCUGUGUGUAUUCUAAUCACACAAUUAAUGUAUGUAGACCUGUUUCGCAACUAGCUUUAAAUGAAAUACUGAAAAGAGCUAUGCUGACUGCAGUUGACUUAGGAAAAAAAAAAAAAAAAAGAAGAUUCUGAAGUGUUAGCUUAGGGAGGGAUGAUUAUGUUAAAAAUUCACAAAUAAAAAGAAAUACCAAUUUUAGGAGAAUCUUAGUAAACUGGCUGCAAUAUUUACCUGUUCUGACAUUUUCUAAAUAUUACCAUUCUUGUUUCUAGACUGCUAGCUCCUGUGGGGUCAGUCUGGACACACUAGAGGGAAAAAUUCCGGAUACUAGGAGUAAGAAACAGUCUUUCAGUCAUACUUGAGACUUUCCUUGCUCUUAAGGUGUUUUUCUGUGCUCUUUCAAAGCACAGGUUGUGCUGACAACUGGGUGACUGCUCUGAGCUCUGCCAUUAUAGAUCUGUAUUUAUUGCAGCUGAGAGUAGUUGACUCAGAGUUGGACAGGAAGUACUACAAGGCAUCAGAUGACUGACUUCAAGUUACUAAAGAAGAAAACAAUACGAGCUUGUGGUUGUGACUCCUUGUCAUUGACUCAGUCAGCGGCUGUAGGCACUUCUUAAACCUGCAAGGAUGUUCAGUGAGAAAUGUUUUUUAGGAGCUUAACUUGAUUUCUACUCUGUCAGAACAUCCAGUGACCGGUGAACUCCCAGCCUAUCUGACACCUUGUUCCACAUUUUGAAUCCUCACUUCUCCUUCACCUCCGUCUGCUUUCCCUUGCCUCUUUCAGUCUUGUGCCUUUCUGGGAGCCCUUCCAUGGGUUUCAUCUCCCAUUCAGCUCUGCCAGCCUGCCUCCAACCUUGGUGAUGUAGCAUCUCCUCAGGUGCUUUUAGUAUACCACUGUGACCAGGCACCUGUCCUCUCUCCUCCUUGCAUUCCCAGGUGAUAAUAUGAGCACAGGCCUGGCACCAUUAGAAAACACAUCCAUGCUCUUCUAGCAUGGAUUCAGCAUGCCCAGGCAUAUCCAGCACCCCUUCCUCCCCUUUUCAAAUAACUUUUCUGUGGAAAUGAAUGCUGGAAGUUGUCCUACCCUCUCUCAUGCAGACUGUUUAGCAGAUAGAGAAUAGUUAGAGCUUCCUGGCAGUCAGGGAUUUGGGAAGUACGUGCGCAUGUUUCCAAGAAACCUAUUUCUUCUAAUACCUGGGCACUUAUUUAGAGGCCGGGCAGGAGGAGACCCAAAACUGAAAUGAGUGUAGUAACUGGUGCCUGAUGGCUCCUCGGCAAGUGCCCAGCACUCAGAAACACAGCAAUGAGUUCCCACUGCUAGGGCACCCUGGCUGACAGUGGCAGAUCUUGCUUGGCUGCAUGUUCUGCAGGAAAGUGGCCAGCAGGGCUGGUUCUCUCUGCAUUAAAGCUUACAUGUACAGCUCCUUCUGCUUAUUGCACCUGAGUUAAAAGCACUCAGAGGCUGUGGCAACAGGAGCUAAGCGCAAAGUGGACAAUAAUGUCUUGGAGCCAGAUUCUGAUACCCUAUAUGGAAGUAAUUCUGUUGCCUGUGAGUAGUGCCAUUGGAAGCAAGAAGAGUACAAGUCUACGUGUGAAUGAUAGAGGCAGAAUUGUGCUGAGGACUUGGGUACUGAGGGUCUAAAAGAUGUUUUUGAGUUAUGUAAGUAGCCACCUGUUCAUGUCCAGUAGCACAAUGCUGCAUUUUCUCCCACCCUCAAACUUUCGAUGCACAUAGAUCAGCUGGCUGGACAUUGCCUGUGUGCUGCAGAAUAACCUGCAAAACCGUCCAGGGGAAAGAACGUACUUCAAGUCUUUUAGUUUGUUAGCAUAAUGGUAGAAUGCUUCUGGUGUCUCCUAAAUACUCAUAGCUAUGAUAAAGAGGUAGAUUGAAGCAGCAGGACGGAGGCAAGAUCCACUCCCAGUCCUAUGGCCAGGUGUGCACAGGCAUAAAGUGGGUGGCAGAAUUUGGUUUCUGUUGUGUAAAGUCCAAGAUGUGUAUGUUUCCUGCUUCAGGUAAUAAUGUGCUAAGUUACUACUUUAUGCACAGAGGUAUGGAAACCUUUUUUUAUGUUUUUCCCUCCCUCCCUCCUCUUUCCAUUCUAUG